Molecule: messenger RNA, 602 nt
Organism: Cetraspora pellucida
Lineage: Eukaryota; Fungi; Glomeromycota; Glomeromycetes; Diversisporales; Gigasporaceae
Source: the annotation of a GenBank genome assembly
ACAUUAUUCAAGAUUAUGAAAAGCAAAUUUAUGAUCUUACAUCUGAAAAUCAAUUUCUUAAAGAACAAAAUCAUUAUUUUAAAGAACAAUCUCAAUUUUAUAUAAACUUAUAUACUAAUGCUUAUUACCAUUUUGGUACAGCUUGGAAUGUUUUUUAUGAAAAUAAUGAAGAUUUUCAAUAUUUUGAACAGGAAGUUGUUAAUUAUAUUGAAGAAGUUAAUGAUACAAAAAAAAAUAAAGUGAUUGAAAUUGAUGAAGAAAAUGUUAAAAAAGAAGAUACAAAAGUGGGAAGCUUAAAAUUCGAUAGACAAAGUAUUAUUUCAUUGAGUGAUGAUAAUAGUAUUGCUUGUAAUUGUAUCGAAUAUAGAGGUAGUUGUGAAGAUUGUUUUGUUAAAAAGUUUAAAUCUGAAUAUAAUUCAGAAGAUAAUUUUGAUUAUGAAAAUUAUAAUGAAGCUUAUCAUAAUGUAUUUAAUGAUGAAGAGAGAGAAUAUAAUAAAAAUUAUUGUACUGCCAAUAUGAAUAAUUUUUAUUAUGAAAGUAAUGAUGAUGGGUAUGAAGAAUUUUUACAAAGAAGAGAAUAUAAUAGUAUGAAAGUUAUUUAG